Molecule: messenger RNA, 707 nt
Organism: Sander lucioperca (pikeperch)
Lineage: Eukaryota; Metazoa; Chordata; Actinopteri; Perciformes; Percidae
Exons: 2
Coding region: 59-703 (214 amino acids)
Source: RefSeq, a predicted model, not a curated record
UUGCUCAAAUUGUAGAAGUGUGCUGGAGAAUGUCAGAUUGUUUUUACAUGAAACUGUAAUGCCAAUUGUUGAGCAAAAUUGGUCUCUCUCAUGGUUGGUUUCUUUUAACAGAUUUGCAUAUCGCAAGAAAAGGAUAACAGCAAGUAACUUUGGUUUGGUCUUGGCAGCAGUCAAGCUGAAGUCUUACCCGCCUUCCUUAUUCAAAACCCUGCUUGGCCAGUACAACCUCAAAGAAGGAUCUAAAGCAUGUGAUUGGGGAAUCCUGCAUGAGCCAAGGGCAAAUCAGGAAUACACUGAGCGCACUGGUGUUGUUAUACAAGAGAGGGGACUGUUCCUAUCUGAUAGCGGCCUGCUUGGUGGAUCUCCUGAUGGGACGGUGUUUGGAAACUGCGUGAUUGAAGUCAAGUGUCCGUGGUCAGCCAGAACCAAGACUAUCCUGCAGGCAGCGGAGAGUAGGGACUUUUUCAUGGAGUUCGAUGAAGUGGUUGGUUCCCUGACACUAAAACAAACUCACAACUACUGGCAUCAGAUCCAGGGAAACCUGCACCUGACUGGAGCUAACAGCUGUCACCUGCUUGUGUGGACUCCUCUUGACCUUAUCAUUCUGCCAGUGCUCAAAGAUCCUACAUGGGCUGUGAACAUUGACACUCUGGAAAUAUUUUAUAAAGAUUGUUUCCUACCUUACAUUCUCUCACAGUUUUAAAUAA